Messenger RNA from Epinephelus lanceolatus (giant grouper), 579 nucleotides. Lineage: Eukaryota; Metazoa; Chordata; Actinopteri; Perciformes; Serranidae. The record is from RefSeq and is a predicted model, not a curated record.
AUGACGCACGUCUGCAUUGAAAGUGUCACAGUGAGCACCGUGGUGGAUCUGCAGAAGAGAAUUAUUGGAGGUCAAGAGUGUAGAGGAGAUGAGCGUCGUUACCAUGUGAGGAUAACUGAUGGUACCCAUGAGACGUUUUGUGGUGGCUCUCUGAUCAGUAACCAGUGGAUUCUGACUGCAGCACACUGCCAGGAGCCAGGAUGGACUAUAUAUGCAAAUUUAAGUGUGCAUCCUGGGCAAGGAUAUGAAGUAGUGCAAAUCACAGCACCACCCACGAUCUAUACUGACAACGGCGUCAGUCAUGACAUCAUGCUGCUGAAGCUACCUAACCCUACUCAGGUUCAACCUGUACCACUUCCUAGGUGUAACGAUCGUCCCAGAGUAGGUGAUGCAGUUCAGAUUGCAGGUUAUGCAGCAACUACUGCAGGCCCUAAUAAUGUAAGAGGGACCAAUUUAUCUUCAUUUAGGUUUUUGGCACCAACCCCAACCCAGACCAGCCGCCUCAAGAAAGCACAUGAGCUCAACGUGGCCCAUGUGGCCUGCAUCUAUGGUUUGACCAGUACUGCUUUUAAUGGCUGA